CGAAGAUUUGGGCGGGAAUUAGAGUGGUGAAGGUGGAGGGAGAGGAGAAAGACUAUGAACUCGACGACCGGAAGGGACGGCGGCGACGGAGACUCGCCGGACCUCGUGUGCCAGCUCGACUGCGUACAGGGCAUGGUCGACGCGCUCUCCUCCGUUCGCUGGAAGCGCAAUCAGGAUGCUGUGGUCGAGAUCUCCGAGCACGGGCUCGUCCUCGUCGUGGAGGAGUCUGGCUGCCUCCAGGCCAAGGUGUAUCUUAAGCGUGAGCUGUUUCUUGCGUAUGAGUUCGCGGCGGAGGGGCGACCGAGGUUCGGCCUGAGCUUGGGGCUGUUCGUUGACUGCCUCAACAUCUUCUCCACUCCUGGACAUGCCCCUGCCAUUGAAAUCCGUUACCCCGGCCCUGACAUGCAACUGCUUCUGAAGUCGGUCGACUCUCCCGACGCCUGUAUUUAUGCAGAGAUUAGAACGAGAAUCCCCGACACCGUUUCUUGGGACUGUAACUUCGAACCCACUGGAAAUGUUCCUGUUAGUUUUACAGUCAAGUCUGCUAUUCUAAAGGAAGCUAUCGACGAUCUUGAAUGGCCUGGUUCCGACAUCCAGAUAAGCCUACAACCUGACCCCCCUUCCGUGACAUUUAGAGGAGAAGGUCAUGGGGACUUGCAGAUAGAAUUCCUGCAUUAUGCAAAUACUGAUCUUCUAAUUGCGUUCCAGUGUACUCGAUCUGUCUCUAACAGGUACAAGUACAAAUUUCUCCGAGCAAUGACAUCGAACAUUCCAAGCAGUGUGUUGAAGGACAACAGAGGAAGCAAAGUGACUGUGGGGAGGGGAGGGAUGCUGAAGAUACAGCACUUGGUAUCGGUUAGAAGAUCAUCGGCCCAACAUUCGCGAGGCAAUCAGCAGCCUGGCCACAUCGCUUACAUUGAGUUCUUUGUCAAACCAGAAGAAGAAGAAGCAGACGAAGAAGAAAGCCCUAUAGGCGACAAUUAGCCUCUUCGACUAUUUGAAUUAUAACUAACAUAAAAUGUGUUGCAAUCCUUUUUAUGUGUUUAAAAGUCUAGAGCUAUAUUAUCCAUUAAAUUGUGAAGUAGUCUUGAAUGAUAUUUAUUUAAAAUUUUGAAUUUCACCAUGGUGUAGGUGUAAAAUUGGACUUAAUCUUUGGAUCCUUUUAAAAAAAUGGUAAAUGUUGGGGGUCAUUUGAAAAUCACCCUCUACUUUUCCCCA
This is a messenger RNA of Zingiber officinale, 1218 nucleotides long. RefSeq lists its product as uncharacterized. Gene Ontology annotation, biological process: DNA damage checkpoint signaling; DNA repair. The coding region runs from base 55 to 984 and encodes 309 amino acids. The transcript has 7 exons. NCBI's taxonomy places the organism in Eukaryota, Viridiplantae, Streptophyta, Magnoliopsida, Zingiberales, Zingiberaceae. Gene Ontology annotation, cellular component: checkpoint clamp complex. The record is from RefSeq and is a predicted model, not a curated record.